UGUAAGUUUAUCCUUCAAAUACAUACAAAUAUGACUAUUGUUACUCAUCAAGUGCUUUUUCUUGAACAGAAGCUGGUAAAAACAACACCUGCUAAAGAAACUCUUCAAACGGAUCCAGUAAAAAUAUCACUCAAGAAUUGCUUAGCAUGCAGUGGGUGCACCCUUCCACUUCAGGUUUCCAGGUGUGCCAUACUCUAAGAGGCGAAACAGGGUCUGGUAUGUGUACUCUUCUGAUUUCAAAGAUCAGAGAAGAGUAUCUUGACAGGAUGAUGAUGACAUUCUCGGUCUUUCCAUCUCCAAAGAAAAGACUGGCUAGCUUUAGUUGUUGUUCAUGGCUUCUUUCUUUUGCCUUCUAUUUUGGGGCUAGAUUUGGAUUUGAUAAAGCUGAUAUGAAGUGUCUUUUCAACAUGAUAAAUGAUCUCCCAACAAUCUUUGAAGUUGUGUCAAGGGCAGCUAAGAAGCAAGUGAAGUAUAAGUCAAAUGUGUCAAACCACAGCAGCAGCAAGUCAAAGUCAAACUCUAAGGAACUGCUAAAGAAAAGGAACCAAAAACCAGCUCCACCAGCUACCUCGAUGAGAACAAACGAGGAUGAACCUGAAAUCAAUAACAUCACAGUUAUACUGCAUCACAAGGAGUUGGAAUUAUCUCAGUUGAAGGAACAAAUUGAGAUGAACAAGCAAGCCUUAAAGCCUUUUUGGAUUAAAACAGUUGACUAUUGGGGUGAGGGUGAGAGUGUCGAGGUGGUUGGUAGCUUCAAUGGCUGGAAUCAUGGUGACAAAUUAGAUCUGCAACCUUCUUCAAACAUCACAGACCCUAUCGAAUUCAGAAACAGUAGGCUGUGGAGAUCCAUGUUAUGGCUUGUCGGUUGCCUGCUACCAUUUGGUGCCUUUCUCACCCGAGUGCUCAUGUACGUGCCCUUAGCACCUCUGUCUUAG
Lactuca saligna is the source of this 935-nucleotide messenger RNA. Lineage: Eukaryota; Viridiplantae; Streptophyta; Magnoliopsida; Asterales; Asteraceae. The record is from the annotation of a GenBank genome assembly.